UCGGCAAAAGCCGGGCUCGGGCGGAAGUCACUCUGAAGCGUCGGCAGGGGAGGCCAGUGAACGCCAGCCGGGAGCUGGAGCGUCCGGGGCUUGUGAGGGCCCCACGGCCCUAGCAGGUGGAAUUGGGCUAUUUGCUGAAGCUUCUUUCCCUGGUAGGCCAGGGAAAAAUUUACAUUUUGACUUUCUUUUAAUCAUGGCUUUGGUUCAUAAAUUGCUGAAUGGCACUUAUAUUCUCAGAAAAUGCCCGAAGCCAAGUGUUGCCUCUUGUCCAUUUUUGGGUACUCGCUUUGCAGAUUAUUGUUCCAGCAGUCUUGAGAAACCAGUGGCUGCUCCUGGCAAAGCCUCUUCUCAGAGGAAGACUGAAGAGAAUUUGGAAGGACAUCACCAGAGAGAAGUUGCUUUGGAUAUAACUUCUCCUGAGGACAAGCCUGAAGUUAGUUUUGAUAAAGCAAUUAAAGAAGAAAUAAAGGACCAUUUUAGGCGUUUGAAGGAUGAUAUUGUGCAUCAUUGGAUAGGGCCUGAAGGCCGCCCUCUGCAUGAGGUCUUGAUGGAACAAGCCAAGGUUGUCUGGCAGUUCCGUGGCAAAGAAGAUUUGAAUAAGUGGAUAGUGACUUCUGAUAAGACGAUUGGUGGCAGAAGUGAAGUGUUCCUGAAAAUGGGCAGGAGUAACCAAAGUGCACUGCUGUAUGGAACUCUGAGCUCUGAGGCACCCCAGGACGGGGAGAGUGGCCGAAGUGGAUACUGUGCAAUGAUAUCCAAGAUUCCAAGGGGCCCUUUUGAGAGGAAGAGGCUUUAUGAUUGGUCCCAGUUCAACACUCUGUAUCUUCGUGUCCGUGGAGAUGGUCGGCCUUGGAUGGUGAAUAUCAGGGAGGACACGGAUAUAAUCCAGAGGAAGGAUCAGAUGUACAGUUACUUCAUGUUCACCCGUGGGGGGCCCUACUGGCAGGAGGUCAAGAUUCCUUUCUCCAAAUUUUUCUUCUCUAAUCGAGGAAGAAUCCGGGAUGCCCAGUACCAGCUAAUGCUUGACAAGAUCUCUUCUAUCGGAUUCACCCUGGCUGAUAAAGUGGAUGGUCCAUUCUUCCUAGAAAUAGAUUUUAUUGGAGUAUUUACUGAUCCAGCCCACACAGAAGAAUUUGCCUAUGAAAAUUCUCCAGAGCUUAAUCCAAGACUUUUUAAAUAGAGAUCAUGUAGUAUUUCUGUAUUACUAAACUAAGGGUAGUAGAAUCCACGAUGACACAAAAAUAUAGUACUUCUUUAAUGGCAUCCAAACAAUGGCUGGUAUGUAUUCCCUAAAACAUAGCUAAAUGCUGCUGCUAAGAGGGACCAGGAUCUAAGCUGUACCUUAACUUAAAGAAUCAAGUACUGGGCUUCCCUGGUGGCGCAGUAGUUGAGAGUCCGCCUGCCAAUGCAGGGGACACGGGUUCGUGCCCUGGUCUGGGAGGAUCCCACAUGCCGCGGAGCAGCUGGGCCUGUGAGCCAUGGCUGCUGAGCCUGCGCGUCCGGAGCCUGUGCUGCGCAACGGGAGAGGCCACAACAGUGAGAGGCCCGCGUAAUGCAAAACAACAACAACAAAAAAGAAUCAAGUACUGAUGCAGAGGUACUACGUAAAUAACUGUUUUUGGUUAGAAUGAUUCCUAUUAGCAACAGUUCCUAUAUAAGUAGGUGGUUUCCAAAGCAGGGAGUCUCUGAGGUGACUGUUUAUGGCCCUCUACCAUUCUAUUCCUUAUAGGUUUCUUCUGUUUUCUAAUCUAUCAGGAUAGGAGACUGUUGAAGAAUAUUAAGGUGCUGUAGUAGUCACUGGGAAAAGAUACCUGUUUUAGUCUGCCCAAGCUGCUAUAACAAAUUACUAUAGACUAGGUGGCUUAAACAAAACACAUAUGUAUUUCUCACAGUUCUGGAGGCUGGGAAGUCCAGGAUACCUGGUGUCUGGUGAGUACUUCUUGGCUUGUAGACAGCUGCCUUCUUACUGUAUCCUCACAUGGAGAAAACAAGUUCUAGUCUCUUUCUCUUCAUAUAAUAGCACUAACCCCAUCAUGAGGGUGCCACCUGCCUGACCUAAUUACCUCCCAAAGGCCUCCAAGUAUACCUCAAAGUACCAAGUCACAUUUGGAAUUAGGAUUUCAGUAUAUGAAUUGGGCAGGCGGGGGCGGGGAAUGGACACAAGCAUGCAGUCCAUAACACCUGCAUAGCUGGUUCUCCAAAGAUGCGUGAUCCUUACCAGUUCUUACUUUAUAGACUAAUGUCCCCAAGGCUUCCCCAGUCAUUUUUAGUAUUAGAGAUUGUAUAUACCAAAAAUAAGACCUUGAUUAACAGUUUAAACUGAUCAAUUCUUGUCAUCUUAGAGGAAGAAGUAGGAAACUAUAUGAUAUAGCCAGAGUACCCUACGAGAGCCAAGUUUAAAAUAAGAGAAUACACAAAGGCUGAUAGCUUUCCCAUCAUCUUGGCCUAAAAUACCUAUUUUGUAUGUUUUCAUAUAAUUAUCUGUUUUUCAGCUUUAUUGAGGUAUAAUUUACAUAACAAAGUUCAUCUGUUUUAAGUAUACAAUUCAAUGAUUUUUUAGUUUAUUUACUGAAUCGUGCAGUCUUUUUUUUUUUUUUGGCCGUGCCACAUGGCUUGCUGGUUCUUAGUUCCCUGACCGGGGAUUGAACCCAGGACCAUGGCAGUGAAAGCGCCAAAUCUUAACCACUGGACUGCCAGGGAAUGCCCAGAAUUCUGCAGUCUGUCUUUACAUGAACUAAUUCUAGGAAAUUUCCAUCAGCCUAGAAAGAAACCUCAGUGCCUCUUUACAGUUACUCUUCAUUCCCACUCUCAGCCCCACAAUUACUAAUCUACUUUUGCUAUAGGUUUAUCUUCUCUGGAUAUUUCAUAUAUGUAGAAUCAUAUAUGAUCUUUUGUGUCUUGCUUCUUUUCACUUAGCGUAAUGUUUUUGAGGUUCAUCCAUGUUGUAGCGUGUUUAUCAGUAUUUCAUUUUUUUAGUGCAUAUUUUUUAAAUCCAUCCAUUGAUGGAUAGCUGGAUUUUUCUGCACUUUUUGGCUACUGUGAAUAAUACUGCUGUAAAUAUUUGCAGACACAAGUUUUGGUGUGGACAUAUGUUUUCAUUUCUUAGAAUUGCUGGGUCAUAUGGUGGAUGUACAUUUAAAUAUUUUAAAGAAACUACCAAACUGUUUUCCAAAGUGGUUAUAUCAUUUCACCUUCCCAGUAGCAGUGUAUUUGACACAGAUUUCUUGAUUGAUCUGAUCUCUGCCUCUUGAUAGCAAAAUCUGAGUUUAUUAAGCACCCAGGAGUAUGCCAUGUUCUAUGGGCCCAUAUAUGUAUAACAAUAAGUAUAACAGAAUCUGACAGGUGCUGUGAAAAUACAAAAGGACAUAGUGAUUUCUUCUAGGAGUGGGGAGUGUAAGGUCAAGAAAGGAUACACAAAGAGUACAAGUCAACUCUUGUUAGUCUUGGCUGGUCAACUAAAUUUUAGAAACCAAUUACAUUUACAAAGAAUGAAUCUACCACCAUGAGAAAAAAUUUUAUUUAUGAAAAUUUUAAGCAGUACAAAACUCAGAAGCUCCAUUCGGGUGCAACAGACAUGGAUAUGAUACUAAGCAACUCUAGUCUUUUCCAUAAAUUGAGUAAGAUGUAUAAGUUUGACAGAGCAUAUAGUAAUCCUUAAAGCAGCAAUCCUCAAAUUUCAAUAUGACCUUGUAUAUUUUUAAAUAAGCCAGGCUAGAAUGAGCUAUAGAGUUUUGUUUUUAAGAAUAUAUUGAGGAAAAAAAAAGAUAUGUAAUUGACAAUUACAUGAAGUGAUCUGAAAGAGGUACAUAGAAGCUUAAAUGAAACAUUUCGCAUAGAUAAAAUAUUGAUGCCUCAUAAACCCAUAUGGCCCACAGUUUCAGUAAGACUACUAGGUUCUCUAUAGGAUGAAGAGGUGGCCUUUCACAGCUUACCCUAUUCAUAACUUGUUCAAUUUCUAGUAAAGUCUGUAGUAUAACUAGCUACCAUCAGGUAAGUGCUUUUGCCUAGAAGAGGACUGAAGUUCUGUUAUUAGAGCCAGCAGAGGGAACUUGACCUUAAAAAUCUAGGUCAAGAAUUUAUAGGAUGGGUCUUUUAAGAAAACUGAGUUAGUUGUACAGGGGCUUAGGUAAAAACUAUUUCAAAACAAUUUGAGAGCUUUAAAGGUAGUAAUGUCUUUUCAGGGGUAAAACGUGAAGAAGCCACAGACACUACAUAUAUAUGAACAAAGUUAAGAGCAGAAAAAGGUCUUUUGGCUAAAGUGAGAGGACAGUACAAAAAUAUUUACAAAAGAGGGUUCAGAGAAAAGGAAUAUUUAUGGGAUAUUAAAUUAUGAAUGUUCAGCCAUAAUGAGGCCCCUUCGAACUCCCAGAACCUUUGCUUUCUUCUCCUUUCGUUCUUGCUCAUGUUUCUUCCGUUGCUCCUCCCUAAGGAGGGAUAGGUAUACGUUAGGCUCUAGUGAAGCUCCAAACGGACCACUUUAAAGCACCUGUUGUUAGACUAAUGUCCAAGCUUAAAAUGACAUCCAGCACACUUGUGUAAAGCACACUCUUACAGGACACUGUGCUCUGUCCAGUGGUCUGUGUGAUGGAAGCCGCACCUGUAAGUCACUGUUGUGUUAAAAGGCUAGAACUUGGGGGUUUUUUUGUUGUGUUUUUAAUGUUAAGGCAGCAUUCUAUCAAGCAUGGAAUAGGAAGCAGAAGACACCUUGGAGAUCGAAUCCAACCCCUGUAGUUUUUUUUAGUUUGUUUUAAAUGAGAAACCUCUACCUGUGGAAGUCAAAGGUCAAGCUCAAAAUCACAUUGUCUAAUGAAAGUGCUAUAAUUGGAAUCAGGGUCUCUGACUUAAACCACUAUGAUUUUGGGGGGAAGGAAUUAAGAGAAAAAAAGGCCCAGAAUCAUGAUAAUGAUUUUAAUAGCAAAUAAUAAGGUCUUGGUGGUAGCUGGCAAGUCAAAUGGUAGUUAACCCGGUAUCAGGAGGGUGUCACACAGGGAAUCGGCAAACCAGGACCAGCUGCAGCCCAGGACAGACUCUGGCAUUAACUUGGUUUUCACGCAGAAAGAAGCCUCUAAGGAUCAUCCUGGGGUUUCCCCCUGUGUAGAGCCCUGAAGCCUAGAAAGCCUGGUUUCCCUGGGAGUGUGAAAUUUAUGUGCAUACUUAGGUGCCCUGGGCACCUGGAUUGGUAUCUGGAGGGACAUCCAGGUGCACUGUUUGGGCAGAUAGGUCAUGUAAGAGCAGUGCUGUGAACCGGGUCCUCUUCUGAAUCACCUGCAGAGCUUUGGAAACAAUGCAGAUACGUGGGUCCCAUCUCAAACCUACUGAAUUAGAACCCACUGUGGUAUUGCCUAGGCACAUGUACUUUUAGAAAGUUCUGUAUAUGAUUCCACUUCUACCCUCUUCUUAAACACCACUAUUACUGUGACUCUAUCCCUCAGAGACUCUGCUUUUAUAUACAGUCUUUCAAAAUUAAAAGAAUUAUAGAACUGGAUAAUUAUGUACUUACCUGGUCUGGCGAUGAGGUUGUUUAUAACUUUUCUUGUGUAAGCUAACUCUGUUGACAUGUUCAUUCAGAGAACUGUUUUCUUUAGAUUGUCCCCAUGGUUUCAGUUUUCCUAGUUUAAGACAGAGACAGAUUUAAGAAGAUUCUUGGAACUUCCCUGGUGGCGCAGUGGUUAAGAAUCCGCCUGCCAAUGCAGGGGACAUGGGUCGAGCCCUGGCCUGGGAAGAUCCCACAUGCCGCGGAGCAACUAAGCCUGUGUGCCACAACGACUGAGGCUGCGCUCUAGAGCCCGCGAGCCACAACUACUGAAGCCUGCGCUCCUAGAGCCCAUGCUCCGCAGCAAGAGAAGCCACCGCAACGAGAAGCCCAUGCACCGCAACGAGGAGUAGCCCCCACUCAGUGCAACUAGAGAAAGCCUGCGCGUAGCAAUGAAGACCCAAUGCAGCCAUAAAUAAAUAAAUGAAAAGAUUCCUGUAUUUCUAUUCCUAAUUUUCUCUUUAUCUGUGGCUACCUGCUUG
Molecule: messenger RNA, 6015 nt
Organism: Mesoplodon densirostris (Blainville's beaked whale)
Lineage: Eukaryota; Metazoa; Chordata; Mammalia; Artiodactyla; Ziphiidae
Gene: NDUFAF1
Product: NADH:ubiquinone oxidoreductase complex assembly factor 1
Exons: 5
Coding region: 194-1180 (328 amino acids)
Biological process (GO): mitochondrial electron transport, NADH to ubiquinone; mitochondrial respiratory chain complex I assembly
Cellular component (GO): mitochondrion
Source: RefSeq, a predicted model, not a curated record